AUGGCAGAAGUGCGGAAUCGCAAGAAAAAUAGCCUGUCGGAUUCUAGUGAUUCCGAUGGAGAAUUCCAAGAAAUCAUCAAAGACAUCGAACAGGAUCACUGGAAAGACGGUGUGGCCGAUGAGACGAGAUGGGCGAAAACCAAAAGCGCUGUACACGAGUGGGGCCUGUCGUGUUCGUGGCAUGGAGUCCCUCACAUGGCUCAAUCUCUUUCAUGGCCCACAAUCCUUCUCUGGUCCGUUAUCCUCGUCAUCAGUGCCGUUCUAUUCGUCUAUCUCAUCACCAUCACUGUCCGCCAAUAUUUUUCAUUUCAAGUGUUGAUUGAUUUGAAUAUUGGAAUGGACGAAUCAUCGUUCCCCUCGAUAACCUUCUGCAAUUCGAAUCCCUAUAAAUUGAGCGCAGUUCAGGCGAUUCCUGAGUUGGAAGCUCUUUUGACUGUCUAUGAGCAGUCCCUUCAGUAG
Caenorhabditis briggsae is the source of this 459-nucleotide messenger RNA. Gene Ontology annotation, cellular component: membrane. The transcript is spliced from 3 exons. The record is from RefSeq and is a predicted model, not a curated record. Gene Ontology annotation, molecular function: ligand-gated sodium channel activity. Bases 1 to 459 code for a protein of 152 amino acids. NCBI's taxonomy places the organism in Eukaryota, Metazoa, Nematoda, Chromadorea, Rhabditida, Rhabditidae. Gene Ontology annotation, biological process: sodium ion transmembrane transport.